This is a messenger RNA of Pseudomassariella vexata, 1608 nucleotides long. RefSeq lists its product as uncharacterized. Lineage: Eukaryota; Fungi; Ascomycota; Sordariomycetes; Amphisphaeriales; Pseudomassariaceae. The coding region runs from base 1 to 1608 and encodes 535 amino acids. Gene Ontology annotation, molecular function: zinc ion binding; cysteine-type deubiquitinase activity. The record is from RefSeq and is a predicted model, not a curated record. The transcript has a single exon. Gene Ontology annotation, biological process: protein deubiquitination; mRNA processing; spliceosomal complex assembly.
AUGUCUAAAAGACUAGCAUCUGAAGCCUUGGAUGAGCCAUUUGGAAUCGACUCGCCAGCCUCGAAGAAAUCGCGAUACGAUGAUGGGCCCACUGAGCUCGCAUUAGGCCAGCCAAAGGAGAAUGGCACUUCACUAGAAGAACGCGACGGGGCUGAAGGCGACGACGAUUUCGAAGAUGAAGAACCGUUAAGAAUUCCGAUACGACAAGCCGCACCGACCGAGGGCUACGACGACUUAUAUCUCGAUACCAUAAACCGCAACGUGCUCGACUUCGAUUUCGAGAAGCUCUGCUCCAUUAGCCUCUCCAACAUCAAUGUCUAUGCCUGCCUAGUCUGCGGGUGCUACUUCCAAGGACGAGGACCGAAGUCCCACGCAUAUUUCCACGCGCUUGACGAGGAACAUCAUGUCUUCAUCAACAUGGAGAUGCAGAAGGUCUACGUUCUGCCAGAGGGCUACGAAGUCAAGAGCAAGUCACUUGACGACAUCAAAUACGUCUCGGACCCGCGGUAUACAAAACAGGAGGUGAUAGAGCUGGAUCACAAGCCACGGAGCGCCUGGACCCUCGAUGGAAAGGAAUACACUCCAGGAUAUGUGGGGAUGAACAACAUCAAAGAGAACGAUUACCUCAAUGUUGUGGUUCAGGCGCUGUCGCAUGUAUCACCGCUGCGCAACUUCUUCCUCCUCGAAGACCUCUCAGCACGACCAGAACUGGUCAAGCGAUGUGCGAUCCUGUUCCGGAAGAUUUGGAACCCGCGCGCAUUCAAAAACCAUGUGUCGCCUCACGAACUGCUGCAGGAAAUCUCUCUGCGGUCCAACAAGCGAUUUACUCUCACAGCCCAGUCAGAUCCUGUGGAGUUUCUAUCUUGGUUUUUGAACAACAUUCACAUGGGAUUGGGCGGAAGCAAAACGAAACCAGGGAGCAGCAUAGUACAGCGAAUCUUUCAAGGCAAGCUGAAGGUGGAGUCCCAGGAGAUCACAGCAAAAGCCGAUGCUGGUGAUCGCCUAAGAUUCGAAGAGGUAGCAGAAGUCAAGGCUGAUAUCAACCGCUUCCUUCUCUUGACCCUCGACUUGCCGGCAGCGCCCCUAUUCCAGGAUGAGCUGGAGAAAAACAUCAUUCCUCAAGUACCCCUCACAACUAUCCUGUCUAAAUACGACGGCAUGAAGGCCCAGGAGCAUUUGAAGCAGCGCAAACGCUACCGGCUCGUACACCCACUGCCCCCUUAUCUCAUCUUCCACAUUAAGCGCUUCUCGGUCAACAAAUUUGUAUCGGAGCGCAAUCCUACCAUCGUCACAUUCGAGGCACGGAACCUAGACGUGGCGCCCUACACCGAGCCAAGUCCAGCAGACCACCCGCCGGGAGAGCCGAUAUGGUACGACUUGGUAGCCAACGUGAUACAUGAAGCAGUGAGAGCAAAAGAGGACGUGGCUGACUCAGGCGAGGAGAGGAAGACUUGGAAGGUGCAACUGAGAGACAAGGGACGGGAUGAGUGGGUUACUGUCCAGGACUUGUUUGUGGAAAAGACGCCAAAGGAAUUGUUGGACUUGGGAGAAUCGUACCUGCAGGUUUGGGAAAGACGGCGUGACCCGAAAGGAAAAGGAAAAUCAUAG